GAAGAGUGGUGUUCCCCGCCUCACAGCCCAUGGACGGAGCCUCCCGUGGUGCUCACAGCUCACACUGGGGAUUGAAGCUCGGAGUCGCCGCCCGGACCCACGCCAGGGCCGGGACAGGCACCGCCAUUCCUGCAGCGGCUUCUACUCCCGCCGCUCCCGCCCCGCUCGGCCCACAGAGAGCAAUGGCGGCGCCCGCGCUGAGGAAACGAGCUGAGGUUGGCGUGACCUUUGAGGACAUUGCCCUGUACUUCUCCAGGAAGGAAUGGAGCCUCCUUGAUGAGGGUCAGAGACAGCUGUACCUGAAUGUGAUGCUGGAGAACUUUGAACUUGUAUCCUCGCUGGAGAGGAAGAGAAGGAGAGAGAGAUAG
Messenger RNA from Eptesicus fuscus (big brown bat), 368 nucleotides. Its product is annotated as zinc finger protein 211-like. The record is from RefSeq and is a predicted model, not a curated record. Bases 30 to 368 code for a protein of 112 amino acids. The transcript has 3 exons. Lineage: Eukaryota; Metazoa; Chordata; Mammalia; Chiroptera; Vespertilionidae. Gene Ontology annotation, biological process: regulation of DNA-templated transcription.